Molecule: messenger RNA, 920 nt
Organism: Hyaloscypha bicolor E
Lineage: Eukaryota; Fungi; Ascomycota; Leotiomycetes; Helotiales; Hyaloscyphaceae
Exons: 1
Coding region: 119-727 (202 amino acids)
Source: RefSeq, a predicted model, not a curated record
CCUCUCAUAUUCUCAAUUCAGUCCCUUAAGAACAUCAAUAUCUGACAAACUUGGCCGUCGGUGAUCAGCCUGUAUACUUUUUGCGCGUUUGAUUUUUUGCUAAGUGUUGGGACCACCCAUGCUAACUCUUCGACCAAACCUCCAGCUGCAGUCAGAACUUCCACAACCCCUCAAACGGUGCGCCAAAUGUCAAACCACCACCUACUGCUCCCGCGAGUGCCAGAAGGGGGACUGGAAGAACCAUAAACGCAUCUGCGCCUCAAACGCAUCCUCGAGAACAGAAUCCAACCCAUUCCCCCGGCCCGCUGAGGCACAUAACCCCGGCUUCAACGCCGCGAAUGCCCUCCUCGGCCUCUCCAACGACGACUACCUUCACAAGCUCUCCGAGAAAGACGCGUUCAUACAGUUAAUUGAUUGUUUCCGUAUGCGUAUGGAGGACGAAUACACAUUCGGAGCGAACAACUUCGGGAUCUAUGGUGGGGAAAAUCCGGUCCCGGUCUUCAAGAAAUUCUUGGAUCUUGCGGAGAAGAGAGACAAGUUGCUACCCAGUUGGUGGAAUAAGGAGAAGAGAAAGGAGUGUGAAAGACUUGCUAAAGGUGGAGAUAGUUGGGCUGAUAUCAGUUGUGCGGUGGAGAAGUCAGAUAUCACGGAGCAUUAUGGAAACCCGAUGAUGCCUAUGCAGUUGAGGAUCUUGGGAGAGAAGAUCUAUGGAAAGGGCUUCAUGUAGGAUCUCGAUUGUAAGAAUUCUCAAGGGGAAAGCUCAGCAUACCAGUUGGAGGUAGAGGGCAGAAUCACAAUUCGGGCUGAUUCCACCUGCUUUGUACCACGACCCCCAUGUUCUACUAAGCGGGAUGCGCAUCAAGGAAAACUACACACAUAUUCACUGGCCUACCAAAUGUUUAGACAAGAGUCAGCUUUUG